This is a messenger RNA of Populus euphratica (Euphrates poplar), 518 nucleotides long. RefSeq lists its product as uncharacterized. The record is from RefSeq and is a predicted model, not a curated record. The coding region runs from base 123 to 503 and encodes 126 amino acids. The transcript has 4 exons. NCBI's taxonomy places the organism in Eukaryota, Viridiplantae, Streptophyta, Magnoliopsida, Malpighiales, Salicaceae.
UAGUUUCUAUAAUGCAUAUCGUGAGCUCUUUAUGACUUACAUGUAGCAACAACUCUCCUGCAGGUUUUGAGAUCAAAUCAUCACAUUUGAGGAAAUAUGAGAACCUUAACCUGAGCUAUAAUAUGUUCAACGACAACAUUUUAUCAUAUCUGGGUGGAUUUCCUGCUCUCAAGUCUUUAAAUUUAUCUGGCAAUAUGUUGUUAGGAUCAACGACUGUCAAUGGUUUAAGGAAGCUGGAAUUACUGCAUUCACUGGGAGCAUUGCCAUCCCUAAAGACCCUUUCUCUUAAGGAUACUAAUUUAAGUUGGACAUCAAUAAGGCAAGGGACUUUCUUCAACUCGACCACCCUCGAAGAAUUGUAUCUAGAUCGUACUUCUCUCCGAAUAAACUUUCUCCAGAGCAUUGGAGCAUUGCCUGCUCUUAAAGUUUUGUCUUUUGGUGAAAUUGACCUUCAUGGCACGCUGCCUGCUCAAGAUUUGUGUGAAUUGAAGAAUCUGGAGUAGUUAUAUCUCUAUGGA